CAAAUCUGACACUUGAUUUCACAGAAGAACCGAAAGAAAAGGCCACAUGUACAGCCGACUUCACAUAUAAGGGCUACCCUGUCAAUGUACUUGAAAUACCGUCAAAGAAAGCGAUUUCCGUCUAUUCCUCAGCAUUCGUGAUCGUGACACUGGUUCAUUGAGAGGGCCUUCUUGAAUCACCGUAAAUAACUUUGGGCCUGUCAACAGAGGAGCGGCAGGCUAAAAGAUUUCUGAUGAUGUUUCCUGAAACACAAGGGGACAUGUUUCCUGCACGCCUCACCUUCUUACACGCUAUCUCUACCCUUCAAUCUGUUACAGAGUAUUUGAAUGUAAAAGAAAAUAAAUACAUUUCUGUGUGUAUAACAUGCUUAAGUAAGUGUAUACUGCCUUCAUAAACAUGUAAUGUUUAUUUUAUGAUGUCAUCUCUCGUUUUUUAAAGUCUUUGUGUAGCGAAAGAAAUGUUCAUAAGAUGAAACUCGGUUUCUGUUCAUUUAAGAUUUUUCCUGUUUUGAUCUGAAGUGUCGAAAAAACAGUUUUCAAAGAGGUUUCUAGCGGAUAAUUUUGUUGUAAUGAAUUGAGUAAUGCCAUCAAGCUUUCCGUUUUAGGUUUUGUCUGAGCCCGAAUUUGUUUUUCCCUGCUGUUAGCGAAAUCAAACCCCAUAUUUCCAAAAACAUACAGCCUACUUUACUUUUGGGGCUAAACUUUGAUCACGCACCGAGAAGAAACAAAUUUUAAAGUAGAUUUUAACUUUCGAUUCACCACGACUUUUUGUAGAAAACUUAAACGCAUUUUCAGCCAUUUUUUUCAGACUUUCUGUAACAAGUGAUUUAAAAAUGAAAACACAAAUGCCGCACAAUUACGCAAACUAGUAUAACUUUUAAGAAAAAUUAUGGUAAUUUUUACAAGAAUAUUAAUUAUGCAGUUCUAACCCUUAAUCAAUGUUCACUCAUUGUAGUAGAUGACAGCUAAGAUUUUUUCUUUUGUCGUGUGACAAGAAUGAUUUAAUUGUUUUUGAAGCGUAGGAAUUUAAAUUGAGCCGCUGUAGUCAAGUACCAGAUAUCACGUUUCGUUCUCGGUAGAAAGCUCUUUAAAAGCUUAUUUCUCUAUGCUGAUGCCAUUCCUUCACAUUCUUCAUCUUGAAAACAUUGCAACAGAGCUAUGUCCUCAGAUGUAUGCAAACCCAAGCUGCAAGAUGGACCCUGUGGAUCAGAAAAAGAGUUGUGUAAAAAGUAUUCUUACUAUGACUAUCCCAUUGAAGUUGUUGAAUUACCAGAUGAGCCAGAUGGUAAAAGAUUUGAACUGUUUUUUGAGCGCGAAGGACAAGUUGAAGCCUCUACCCAAACCACCAGGCCAAUGAAGGCAAUAAGUGAAUGUGGUCAGUCAAUAAAAUCAGUGGGAUCAGACCGGCAGGAAUGGUCAUACACUCUUUAUGACUUUGAGGGCCAAGGCCAAGUCACUCGAGAUGACCUGAGGAACCUUGUGAAGUCAAUCUAUGAUGUCCUUGGCAAAAGCAUUUCUCGUCCCAAAGGAACACAAAAAGACCCUGUUAAAAAACUCUGUGUUAAAUUGUCACUGUCAAAGGAGAGAGGCAGAGAUCUAAAGAGUAGGACAAGGCAGGAGUGUGUUCUGGCAGCAAGUGGCUUUGAGGAACAUCCCAGAAGGAGUAAAGGGAGAAAGUACCUUUCCAUACCAAGGGAGGGAUCUUUGACUGUGAACCCUCCAUCUUCAGACUGCCUCAGUCAAGUCCGACCACAGAACAGUCUGUGUGAGCCAAUACAGUCAGUGAAUCAUCCCAGUAGUGGUGGGCAUCAUCGCAGAUCACCAUCAUGUAGGAGAUGCGAGCACAGACAACCUGUAGAAAAAGAUUGUGUGAGAAAUGACCCCAGAAGAAGUGCCAACCCUGUUGACUCAAAGGGGAUGUAUCAUUUUCCUAAGAGGAUGCAAACUGGGCCCGGGGAAUGCCACCCACCAGUAUCAAAUAGUGACGAAAUGACCAGAGUUAAGGAGUGGAUUGACCAGUGGUGUCAUAUGUAUGACAAGGGAGAGGAAGAAGUCAGUGAAGAACACCACAGGCAUAAACAUAAGGUGCACCAUCGUCAUCGUGUCUGUCAAACCAACAGCUGUGAUGUGGCCUGUGGCCUUCGUCGCUGCCCUCAGUACCUAGAUCUUGCCACAGAUCACCUAACUUACCCUUAUCACACAGAAAGUCAAUCAUUCCCCAUUGCAAAUGGAUCACCCACACCACAGCACCAUCACAGACAUAGUGAACAUCAUCACUGUAAGCGCAGCUGUGCCAGAGACAAUGAUUUGUGUCAUCAUGAUGGACAGCCAGUCAUUCACCGUCAUGAGCACCACCAUCAUCACAGUCAUCAUCAUUAUCAUCACUAUGUCAGCUGAAUAACUUUCUUAUUUAAACUUUACUUUUGACUAAUAUCAUUUUAUUGAGGUGUGAAAUGGUGAGUCUUGUUAGGCCAGCUCACAAGCUGCAACCAAACUUAAUGUAUCAUGCCAUGUUACAUCAGUUAGGGGUUUGACUCUGGAUUAGUGAUGGUGGAAAGUGAUAAAAUUUAUGGAAAUAAGCAUUGCAUAUGAUAAGUGGGAUCCUGGAAGAGAUCCAGUUUGUUACAAAUGGUCAGGACUGAAACAAGGAAGGGUCACUCUCUGUUACUGAAACACAAAAUUAUCAGAUGCAAGAAUCUAUGUUAAUUAGAUUUUUUUGUAUAGCCAGUCACACCAAGUUGAAUUGUGUAUUUUGUACCUGUGUCGAAACUACAUGCAUGAACUGCAAACAGUGUUACAAAUUGUCUCUGCAAGAAUAGCUUUAUUAUAUAUUUCACUUUUUUAAUAUUGUACAAGGUACAGUGUAUUUGUAAAAAUCACCAGAUUAUUUCAGUUUAAAGGCAAUAUUUAACUGUUGUCGUAUUCCAUUCAAUAACACCAUGUGUGGGGUAAUGAAUUUUUAGACUGCAAUGGAAUGUGAUUAAAGAUGAAUGGAAAAUUUGUCCAUCCAUGAAAAGUAGUUUUGUAAUUCUGUCACACAAAACAAAACAAAAGGAACACACUGGUUUUAAGUGACUUUUUUUGAUCAACAAACAAAUGUGCACUUUAUUUUUGGUUAGGAUACUCAACAGAUUAUUCAUAGGUUAUAGAAACAUUUGGAGGUGUGAAGAGAAAUUUAUUUGUCUUUUUUUCAAGUGUAUUAUUGACUUUUUCUAAGCCAGUUGGUUGUGAACCAGGAAUUUAUGCUUUGUUGUUGUUGUAUUCUCAGGCUAAAGUCCACUUUCUUUUUUAGGGUAUAGUAGCUUUAAGAAUCAUACAAGCUAGACUUAUAGUAAAAUAGUAUUUAGCCCAAGGAUGAAAUUGAGCUGUUAGAGGGUAUUCCAUGUAGAGUUUAAAGAAUGGUAAAGAAGAUUUUAAAAUCAAACACCCUAGUUAUUUCAGUCAAAAUAAAUUUAAAAUAUAUCAUACUCACAUUGUAUAAAAUCAUUUAAGAAAUAUUUAACAAUUCCAGUGUAUAUUCAACAUGUACUGUAAUGAUGAUAUUAUAUAUUUCACAAUGUAUCAGGUAAAUCUGUCUAUUUUGAUAUUUGUAUCUUGAGUCUAGAUUAACAUGCAUAUUCUUUUUAAACUGAGGGAGACAGUUUUUGGUAUUCAUGUUAAUUGGCCCUCAUUGCCUCAGUGUAGUCUAACCAAUUAGUUUAGUUGGUAGAAACAUUAAAGAAUGAUGUCAUUGUCUUUGUAAUAAUGGUUAUUAACCGCAAUUCGUUCAAGUUACUUGCUCCACUUGCUAAGGUCAGAUUUGCACUAAUGUUUUCCGUUUAUCAGGCCAACCUCUAAAAAGUUUUUAGAAUAAAGGAUGUACUUUGUAUGAUCCUCAUCAUUUUCAUGUACCUCCAGACACCUUUUCGUAGAAAUACAGAAUAAAACUUGAAAGCUU
Molecule: messenger RNA, 3937 nt
Organism: Stylophora pistillata
Lineage: Eukaryota; Metazoa; Cnidaria; Anthozoa; Scleractinia; Pocilloporidae
Product: protein naked cuticle homolog 2
Biological process (GO): negative regulation of Wnt signaling pathway
Cellular component (GO): cytoplasm
Source: RefSeq, a predicted model, not a curated record